Molecule: messenger RNA, 3277 nt
Organism: Epinephelus lanceolatus (giant grouper)
Lineage: Eukaryota; Metazoa; Chordata; Actinopteri; Perciformes; Serranidae
Source: RefSeq, a predicted model, not a curated record
GUUUUGGCUGUGCGCUUUUACGCACAGACCGCAGACGGUGACCGGACCUGGCUAUGUGCGUUUCUGUGAGCACGGCAGCAUCAUGAGUUUGAGUGCAGAGGGGGUUUUCUUCUCUUCGCCAAGGGACUGAGGAGAGAAGAAGAAGAGAAAAGGACAGAUAAAAAGAAAAGAGAAGAAGUAAGAGGAGAGGAAAGGAGGGGAGGGGAGAGGAGACACAGAGGAGAAGACAGGAAAAAGAGACAGAAGGAAAGCAAACUUUCUUCUAAAGGAUCUUUCACCUCAUUCAGAGGCUCCAGUCAAAGCACCCAACCAUGAGGCUGUGAGUCCCUGCUCCUUCUUUCCUUGCAGAGCUCCUCUUCUUCAUUACCUGACCCCAUGUCACCCAAAGUGGGACCCAGCUCUCAAACCACAGGCACCCAUCUCUGGAUGCUUCUAUGCGCCCUUCUCAGUGCUGUGGUCCUGGCUAGGGGCUCCUCGCUGAGCCCCGAGGACUUACAGAGCACCGCUGCUACAUCGCUGCCAGAGGACUGGAACAGCACGACCAUCCAGCUGCAGCCAGACCUGCAGACCGAAGCCCAGGUGCCGACAGAAGCACAGACGGAAGCACAGACAGAAGCUUUGCCAACUCAGAGCACCACCAGCAAUUAUACAGGUCUAUCCUGUAUCCCUGUCCUGCCACCACGCCGGGGUUCCUUCUAUGUGGAGAGCGGCACAGGCGUGUCGAUUGGUAGCGUGUUGGCCUUCUGGUGCAGAGAAGGAUACCAGCUGGUCGGCAGUGACAAAAUCUACUGCAAUGUCAGGAAUGGCAAACCGCAGUGGAGCAACUACCUGCCCGUCUGUGAAGCGAUCCCCAGACCUGAGGACCGUGGUCUGAGAGUGGCUGUGUUGGCUUCAGUGGUGAGUGGCAUUGUCAUCCUGGCCAUGUCCCUGUCCUUCCUUAUCUGCUGCCUGCAGGAACGAUCCAGUCGGGACCGAGCCAAGAAAGAGGGACGAAGCAGGCGCAGAGAGAAGCGCUCGGCCCGCCGCAGCGAGUGUUGGCUAGAGAGAGAAGAGGGAGAAUGGGAAGCCUUCCCUCCUCCCAAGAUCUUCCAUCUCUCCCAGAGGAUGAACCCCCGUCUGGCUCCUGACAGCCCCCUCUACCUGACUGGGGGGCUUGGUGGAUAUGAAAACAGAGGAUACCAGAGGAGUCAGGAGAGUUUGCUGAAGGCCUCCCUGCCCGGACUCUACCGCUCUGAGUCUCAGCUUUACCCACACGUCGUCCUGCAGAGGGUCCCGACUCCAACAGCGCCUUCUGCCCCUUCUGCUCCAUCUGCCCCCCUCUACCUCCACCUCCCCGCCUCCUCCUCCUCUGCUUCCUCACCCGUCCAUGCAACCACCCACGGUCAGCCUCCCAUGAUGCCGCAGUAUCCUACCCCGACGUACCCGCCCAACCCCAACACAGCUGUGCCCCCCUACCCAACACCGGCGCCUAUCUACCCCAACCCCAAUCCAACACCACAGAGGCCAUGGCAGUAGCUACACCUUCCCCUACACAUAGUUAGUGGGCGCUGUGCCGUCCCUGUUGAAGACGUCGGAGGGACAGAUUCACAGACACAUUUUGGGGACACGUGAAAUCUUUUUACUCUCCCUCAUUCCUGUUUUCUCCCACUGAAGGCUGCAGGUGCAAUGAUCAACACGGACACAAAGAAAACGUGUACAACUGGAGCUGCAGCCAGUUUAGAAGCCCCCUCUGUUACUGCAUGCUUGCUGAACUUCUCCUGCAUUUUGGACUUAACAGGAACUGGGCACUCUAGAUUUUUCUUUGUCCUUAAUUCUUACUGAACUGCUGCUGCUGCUGCGCUCUCCACAAGAGGAGAUCUAUGGAGAAAGUUGUGCUUUUUUAGCCAUCAGAUAUUACAAGAAAGCUUCGAGUAGCCAGUUGACAAGGGAACACAGGGAGUUUAACUCUAAGGUAUACUAAUUUGGCUUAACCAUUGAUGUUAAUGAAGGUUUUGAAGGAUUAUAAAGGACUUUGACUGUGGCCACCACCAUUUAGGCAGCUGAAAUCUCCCAGCAGUGUAAGCGUUUUUUAAUAGUUUAUUGGUAAGAAAAAGAUUCCUAUCAGCCUUCCUAAAGUCUAUAUAAUCUAACCUUGACAGAUAUGUAUAGUAUACAUAUAUACAGUUUAUUUUUGCUUUGAAACUAAAGACUUAACAUACAUUUCUUAUAUCUCAUGUGUGAUGUGACAAAAGACUUAGUCUCUUUACAGCUCUUAUUAAUAUGCCCUGAUAUUUUCCCACACUGUGAGGAGAAAACAGACUGAUGAUGGGGCUUUAUGGGUAGCAAACACACUGUGAUUAAAAAGCAUCUGUUGCUGUAGCCACUGAAUGCAGCCAGUGAUAUGGUGUUUGUAUGGAUUUCAUGAUACAGUCAUUGUUUUAAAUUGAUCAUUUCUUUCUCGCCAGAAUUGUUGACGAAAUGUAAAAAAAAAAAAAAAAAAAAAUCGUGUUUAUUUUUCUCUGUCUGUACUGCCAUAACUCAUUCUAUCACCAAAAGCUAAAGCAUUUUGGCAAAGUCAUUCAUGACCCCUGAUGGAUUUAGGAACAUGUAGGGUAUACAUGUCUAAAAUACUGACUGGAAAUCUGAGCGGGGUCUAAUGAUAAUUGCAAAUAAUUAUCACAGCUUCAAUUAAUUAUAGGCUAGUUUGAGCCAUAGGUUCAGAUAGUAACUUGAAAACUGAUUUUUAACUUCAAGACAACCUCUUGUGCGAUGUAACUAAGGUUCUCUGUGUGUAGCAAACAUAAGGAGGUCAGACACACUGUGAGACUAUUUUGUCCCUGAUGCACUGGAAACUGCACAGAAAAUGCACUGAUAAGUCUGAGCAGCGAGAUGGAGAAGCUUCCGGACCAUGUCGACCUAUAAACUCUGAUUCACUUGAAUUCUCUAAACUUCAGCUGCAGUUGUGCAGCUUUACAGCAAAUGUUGAGAUUGCUCCUAAUUUCAUUUUUUAAUGAAUAAUCAACCUUUAUUUUUCCCUUGGUCUACUGUAUGUUCAUGCAUUUUAAUCCUUAACUUUAUCCAAGAGCCCUUUACUGUUGCUACUCUAGCUGUGGGGCUGUCUUUAUUUUUAAUAGAAGGACUUGAGUAGACACACUUACAAAUCUGCACUUUACAUUUUUUUGAAGGGGGGUUGAAACAGCUUGGACUGGACAGUCCUCAGUAUUUCUUUUACUGUAAACUAUUUGUUGUAUAAUAAUAAGACUGCCAUAAAAGCUGAAUAAAGAGACUUUUGUUUAGU